CCCAGCAGCUCAGAUUGACGCAAAACAUUUCUGGAGUUGCUUAAAAAUUUUUUUUCCUCAAAGCCGAUGGGUGGAUCUGGCUCACUUCCUUUCCUGCAAAUGCUUCAAGCAUCAAGGAGAUGAAGGACCGGCUGGAGGAACUGAGGAGACGCAUGGACGAGAACGAGGACUCUCUGGAUCUGGAGGAGAUCUUCUCCUUUGAUAACCCUGCUUUCCAAGAAGACGAGAGCAGUCCCAUGAGUAAGGUCCUCCAAGAAAUAACCAGCCUCUCCUGGGCUCUGGAUAAGUUGGAGCAAUCCUCUGAGAACAUCGCCAAGAAACAGGAACAGGUGCUUUGCUGCACCACCGAAGUGAGCAUUGGGGAGGAGAAAAAAGAGCUGAGUGCCAUGAAGGACACUUUCACUAGAGAAGCGAAGGUUCUCCAGCCAAGGCUCAGUGACAUCCAGGAGACCAUGGCCAAGGAUGGGGUUAAGAGCCUGGCCAUCAGCCGCAUUCGCUGUUGCCAGUUCUCCGUGCUGGUUAACCGCUACCGUGAGAUCAUCAGUCACCAUUAUGCCAAGGAAACCCACUAUGUGGAGAAGCUGAAGGAGCAGAUCCAGAGACAGACAGAACUGGCAGGCUUGCAUCUCCAAGAGGAGGACAUCAAGCAACUGGUGGAGAGUCCUACAAUGCCGCGCAUUGUUGGCCAGGACUUGGAAGUGCUCAAAGCCAAGCAGCACCUCGCCAUGGCCCAGGUGCGGCACCAGCAGCUCCUUGACUUGGAGGCCCAGAUCGGUGAGCUUCAUUCUCUCUUCUUGCACUUGGAGAUCCUGGUUUUGGAACAACAAGAAGUCCUCAACAGUAUUGAGUACAACAUGCUGCACACCACGGAUUACAUUUCACAGUCCAAUGAGGAGGUCAAGAGAGCUAUCAAAUAUGAGCGCCAUUCCCGGUUGUCCACCCUCUUGUCAGCGCUCCUAGGCCUUUGUGCCUGCUGCACAUGCCUAUCGUGCAUGGCAACUCCAAGUGUGUUGCGCUGAAUAAAAGAAAAUGGGACAGAGCUGUUUCUUUCAAGGAGAAAGAGAAACACCCCUUAAUGACCAAGAACAUCAUGAAGCAUUGGAUGUACAUCAGAGAAGAAGUCAGUGGGGAUAAAGGAGGCUGAUGGGUGCUCCCAAAAAGGCAGUUCGGGCUUGAGUCGAGUGGAAUAUUUUACUUUAUUUCUGCAAAGCAGAGGAAGGAACUUAUUGAAAUAGGACAUGGGUUCAGCAGAGCUCAGCUCCAUUUUUGUUUCUAGCAGCAUAUGACUACUUCUGGACUACUGGCAUGCAAGCUGUCCCAUGCUCUAGGUUUUAACUACUAGGACUCAACUGCCUUCUACAACAAAAGAUUCUGUUUUGCUACACCUGGUGAACUUUGGAGAACAGAUCGGUUCUUCUCGUCUUGGGGAUUGUGGUCCAUCACUAGGUCAUUAGGGCAAUGGAAAAGCCAUCGUCUCAUCCGUUCCUGGACCUUUUCCUUGAGCUGCAAGUGAGAAGCCCAGAUUUACAAUGAAGGACCUUUGACAUUCCUGGAGAGGUGACAAUCACCCCAACCAUGAUAGAAAAGUGCCUCUGCAUGAGCUCAGAAACACUCUCCGAUCUUUGAUGCUUUUUGUGUGUUUCAAAAAUAAGACCUUGUUUUUCAAAACAGGAUCAGGAUUGAAGCAAGCUGCUUCGGGAGGUGCAAUUCAGGCAAAACGCAGCUCUAAAGGCUUCAGCCAGAUUUUACAAGUGCUGGUUUUAGCAGAUGUUAAAGGACACCCAAGAAGUAAGAAAAUACCUGGAGCAGCAGAACAGGUUCUGUGGCAACAGUGCUUAUUUCUGACUUCCCUGAAAUGCUAAAGUUUGAAUACGCACACGUCUUUGUAAAAUAUAUUAAAGUCAAACAAUAGAUUUGCAAUCCUGGAUCCCCUUUCUCCUUGUUUACCCCACCCCCACUGUACUGCUUUUGCCUGAAAGAUUUCCUAGUAUUCUUGCAAUUUAUCUCCUACUGAUUUCAUCUACACUUGUGUGAAGAAAACGAGUAAUUCUUUUUUUUUUUUUUUCUUAGCUGGAAAAAUGAGAUCACUGUGUCAUAUUGUACACAAUAAUGAAUGAGUUCGCUGGUUUUAGUUCCUGGAUGUUGCAAUGCAGGGUUUUAUGCCUUGCUUACUGUACAUUUCACCCAAAUAAUUUACAAUUGCGUUAUCUCACACAGUUGGCAUAAGGGGGAGGGUGAAUUAAGGGUGCCAAGGGUUACAAGAAAGUUAAAAGGUGUUAUCACAGCUUCUUGGCUAUCAUGCAGAAAGGAAAUCAGUUUCCACACUGUUUUGACUUUCUUUUUUAGAAGGUGCUUCUUUGAAAAGCAGAGAGGGGAGAGGAACUGUUUCGGUUUAGAACUGAGGUUCCUAAGGUGGGAAUCUAUUGUGCAAAAAGGGGAAAAAAAUUGUAACUGUUUGUUUGUCUAGAAUUUAAUUUGGGAUUGCUGCUACCAAACUUGUGUGAAACAAAAGUCUGGAUUUAAUUAUUUAUUUAAUUUUUGAGAUAUUAUUCAAGACUGGGGAAAGAGUUCAUUGGGUCGACCCUGCACAAACAAUGCUGAAUUAUAGAACUACACAGAUCUGUUUAUGCCUAGUUUUAAUUUAAACUUUUCAGGUUUCAAGUGAUUAUCACCAAUUUUUCUCUAGUUCCUUGGGAUCCAACUAUAAAUGGAAAUAUCCAGCAGUCCAGAAUGUUGAGAUCUCAACUUUCAAAGAUGCUGAGGGAGAAGGAAACUGGCUAUUCUCAUGCUAGAUGAUGAGGAUACAAUCCCAUUAAAAUUUGUUUUCUACACUUUCCUCUAGCUCUGCAUUAUUUGGGAGAAAAUCCAAAAAGCAUCAUUUGGGAGAACUUCCUACCUGUAGGUUCUUUUCAGAAAUACAUGUAUGGGCCUUUCUGUUCAGAUUUCCCUCUGACAUUUUGUAUCAGCAAACUGCAGGGCAAAACAUCACAGAAUGUUGACUGAUCAUUCAAUUCCAUGGCAGCCCCAAAGGGUGGAAUUUGUCCCAAGUUUGCAUUUAAAGAAAAGUCAAGCCAGUUUCAGUGGCGGAGCUGUUGCCUGAUCAUCCCUGCCUUGCAGGAAAAGUUUAACCUUUCCCGUUUCUAACCUAUUUCUACAAACUUGUCUGUUUCAGAUCAGGGCAGGCAAAACAACAACUCCCCUCUAUUAAGAAUCCUUGCUGCCUUUUUUUCAUACAGUUUUUAAUAAGAUGCAUAAUAAUAUCCCAAAGAGAUGCCUUUUAUCUGCCUCGCAAUUUGCUUUCUUCCCUUUGUGUUUUUACCUCAUUCUCAGGAAACUUGAAAAUUCAUUUUUAUUUGUUUUGGUGCAGCUGUGAUGGCACAGUGGUUAGAAUGCAGUGCUGUAGGCUAAUUCUGCUGACUGCCGGCUGCC
Molecule: messenger RNA, 3429 nt
Organism: Notechis scutatus (mainland tiger snake)
Lineage: Eukaryota; Metazoa; Chordata; Lepidosauria; Squamata; Elapidae
Product: syntaxin-3-like
Biological process (GO): vesicle fusion; exocytosis; intracellular protein transport
Cellular component (GO): SNARE complex; plasma membrane; endomembrane system
Molecular function (GO): SNARE binding; SNAP receptor activity
Source: RefSeq, a predicted model, not a curated record